Phycomyces blakesleeanus NRRL 1555(-) is the source of this 1146-nucleotide messenger RNA. RefSeq lists its product as hypothetical. Bases 1 to 1146 code for a protein of 381 amino acids. The transcript has a single exon. Lineage: Eukaryota; Fungi; Mucoromycota; Mucoromycetes; Mucorales; Phycomycetaceae. The record is from RefSeq and is a predicted model, not a curated record.
AUGGGAGGCUCAUUACCAAAGACCAUUCCACCACUUGCCUUGGUUCCCUUUGCCAUGAUACAAGCCCACGUCUUUUGGUUUUGCUCUGUAGUCUGGCUACUCUACAACAACUUUUCUUCUUCAUCUUCCAAUACUACUCUCAUGAUCGAACCUGCUUACAACAAACCCAAACCCAAAAAUAAAGACACCCUACCUUUACAAAGAACAAUAAAAAUCCUUGAAGAUAAAAGCAAUAAUACUAUUCAUAAAAAACAAAGACCCCGUUCGUUUUCCGAACCACCUUGUAACCAAAUACCAAUCACUCCCCUAAGACCCAAACGAAUCCAAUUCAACACAAGUCUAAGCUCUCUUCCUGAAACAAAUGCAGACUCAGAUCCAGGACCUCGAAGACCAAGACAACGGCGACUCUUUCGUGUCUUUUCAACACACACCCAGUCACAAUCACACCUACAUCCACAAGAACAACAAUCUAUCAUACCAGAAAAUACAAUGUCUUCGGCAGUCGCCCUCAUGCGACCCAACAGACUUGACGAACGCAUCGGAAAAACAUGCCCGCCUCUCUGGUGGCAAAAGACACGUUUACAGAUUGACAUGAAAAAACAAUCUUUACCCACAGAGGUACCAGUAUUGGUACUGGCACCAGUUCACCUACACGAUAACCACGAGAAUGUGAUAGAGUCAGCCGCAGCUAGAAAGUCCACCGACUCUGCAAUCUCUGUCGAAUCAGGCGCUACUCUGAUAUCUUCAUCACCAUUUCCUCAACCUCAUUCUUCUCCUUCUCCUCUCCCUUCUCCUGCAAUCCUUAGUCGUAGUGCACGUACAGCCAGCAUGCUCCGUUCGAAAUUUACUCCAAAAUCACAUCAGCAGCAACAACAAAAUACUCUAUCCUACCAAUCUGCAGAUAAUGCGCAUCAUUUUGUGGAACCCACGCAAGUCACCAAGAAGCAUCGACGAGCAACGAUCCUGGGAAUCACCAGACGAUUUUCUCGCACCGCACCAAAAGCAGCAACAACAACAGAGGAGGACCCAGCUGAAACUGUUAGUGAUCGUGAUCAAAUUGACACCGCAGAAAGGUCUCCUAGGCGCAAGGUGUUUAGUCGGAUGUCCAGAUGGAAAAAGUCCAAGAGAUUAUCAUUUGAGCAAUAA